Cokeromyces recurvatus is the source of this 1799-nucleotide messenger RNA. RefSeq names its product major facilitator superfamily domain-containing protein. Gene Ontology annotation, molecular function: transmembrane transporter activity. Gene Ontology annotation, cellular component: membrane. Bases 61 to 1545 code for a protein of 494 amino acids. Gene Ontology annotation, biological process: transmembrane transport. Lineage: Eukaryota; Fungi; Mucoromycota; Mucoromycetes; Mucorales; Mucoraceae. The record is from RefSeq and is a predicted model, not a curated record. The transcript is spliced from 5 exons.
UUUCUUUUUUUUUUUUAAACAAUUUUAGCUUUUUUUUUCUACAAUUAAAUAAAAAAAAAUAUGUCUGAACUACAGCUAGAUGAAAAGAAAAGUGUUUCUUUGGACGACAAGCAUUUAGAUGAUACUCAAACAAUAUAUGAAGAUAAAGAAAAGGCAAAUAAUUUAUCACCAGAGUUGAUAGCUGCCGAAAAAUCCUUAAUUAGAAAACUUGAUUUCAUUUAUGUUAUGCCUUGUAUUGCUGUUCUAAAUUUCUUACAGUUUUUCGAUAAAUCAGCAUUAAAUUAUUCUAAUGUACUUGGUAUUAAAACAGAUACUCAUAUUGAUGAUAAGCAGUUCAGUUGGUUAGGUUCUAUUUUUUAUCUCGGUUACUUAAUUUACCAAGUUCCUAAUACUUACUUUAUUCAAAGAUUACCUAUUGGAAAGUAUAUUGGUACACUUAUCGUCAUAUGGGGUGUCGUACUUACGGUGACAUGUCUUGCUAAAAACUUUGCUCAGUUAGCUGCUCUUCGUUUUUUGCUUGGUUUCUUUGAAGCUGGUAUCUAUCCUUGCUGUAUUAUGAUUAUCAGUUCUUUAUAUCGUCGUAAAGAACAAGCUGGUCGUAUUGGCUUUGUUUAUAUUUGCAAUGGUAUUGCUAUGGCAAUUGGUGGUCUUAUAGGUUAUGGUAUUGGCCAUAUGAUGGGUGUUAGAGGCAUGAACGCCUGGCAAUGGAUUAUGAUUAUUUUGGGUGCUGCUACUAUUACUUUUGGUAUCUUUUGUUUCUUUUUACUUGCUGAUAAUCCUGAUUCUAAACUUCUUCAUCUUACACCGGAGCAAAAAACGGUAGUUCAUCUUCGCACAUUGGAUAAUGCUACUGUCAUUACAAAACAAAUCAAAUUUCAUCAUAUGCUUGAAUCGCUCAAGGAACCUCGUUACUAUUGUUUUAUUUUUGCUUCCCUUCUUUUCAAUCUCCAAAAUGGUGCUCUUAACACUUUUAGUGCUGUUAUUACCGCUGGUUUUGGUUUUUCUAACUUGAAUGCUAUUUUACUUACAGUACCUUCAGGUGUAGUUGAUUGUAUUUAUAUUGUUUUUGCUAUUUGGUAUAAUCGUCGUUAUGGUCAAACACUUCAUCUUGCUUGUAUUCUCCUUGGUGUUACUAUUCUUGGCCUCAUCUUACUUAUCGUUAUCCCCCUCCCUCAAGUUAAACUCCUUGGACUCUAUAUGUGUUGGGCCUUCUGUGCUUCUUACGUUUUGUUCUUGACCUCUAUUGCUAAUAAUGUAUCUGGUUACACUAAGAAAAUUUUUUAUAGCAGUUCUGUCAUGGUAUUUUAUACAGUAGGUAACUUUGCCGGUCCUCAAAUGAUGGUAGCUGAACAAAAACCCUUGUACCUUGGUGGUAUGAUCGGCUAUAUUGCUGCUGAUGCUAUCUGUAUUAUUCUUUUACAGAUUGCUCGUUACUACAUGGAUAAAUCUAACAAAGAACGCAUUGAAACUCCUUCAAGUGAUAAAGUUCAUGUAGCUGAAGACCUUACUGAUAGGGAGGACCCUCAUUUCAUUUAUAGACUUUAAAAAAAACAGAAAAAAAGAAAAAGAAAAAUACACAUUAUAAAUUCAUUUUUUAUACCUUCAUAUGUUCCCUUAUUUAUAAUAGUCAUCUAAUAAUUUGAAUUAUUAUUUCGAAUAUAUAAAUAAGUCAUAAUACCUUCUUAUAAAGAAUUAUAUACUUUUUUACUGCUAUGAAGCAUAUAAUAAAAGGGUAUCAAAGAAUACUCAAAAAAAAAAAACCCUAUUAGUCUUUAAUAAAAUACAUUAUUGUCCUAUGC